GGUCGUCGAUAAUACCGAAUCGCAACGCAACGCAACGCAACGCAACGGAUUGCAAGCAUCGGUUGCCGUCGCCUUUUCUGGAUACGAGAUACGAGAUACAAGAUACGAGAUACUCUGCACCAGCAAAUCCAACAGAUACGCGCGCGAUCUCCCCCGAGUGUGUUCUGUGAACCGAAACUCCAGCAGGAAAUAAUAAUAAAUCGAAAAUUUGGAAUAUAUGUAUAGAUACCAAGUGCCUUAGAUCUAGAUCUAUAUCCUGCUUUGCUCAAAUGCCCGAAACUUCAACGUUGAGUUCGGUAUCAAAAUAAUAAUAUAAAUAAUAUUGGAAAAUAUUCAAUCCCCGAUCCCGAAACCGAACCCAUACCCAAUCUCGAGUGUGCUUCGCCGAGUGUCCUGUCAGCCAAAUAUAUGGUAAUGGCAGAGAUUGGUGGCCAUUUGGCUCACCAGCUACCGUUGCACAAUCACAAUCACAAUCACAACCACAAUCAAACUGGAUUACAGCCAUCGCUGGUGAUGAACCAUCACCUGGAUUUGGAUUGUCAUGGACACGAUGUGAUAAAAAAACAACGCCUGUCGCAUUGCGUUGGCUGUGGCGGCCAAAUACACGAUCAGUAUAUCUUGCGGGUUGCCCCCGAUCUCGAGUGGCAUGCGGCAUGUCUGAAGUGCCAGGAGUGCAGGCAAUUCCUGGACGAGAGCUGUACGUGUUUCGUGCGCGAUGGCAAAACCUACUGCAAGCGUGAUUAUGUUAGAUUAUUUGGUACAAAAUGUGAUAAAUGCGGCAACUCCUUCAGCAAAAAUGAUUUUGUGAUGCGGGCCAAAACGAAAAUCUUUCACAUCGAGUGCUUUCGCUGCUCGGCGUGUGCGCGGCAAUUGCUGCCAGGUGAUGAGUUCGCGUUACGCGAUGCCGGAGCUUUAUAUUGCAAGGAGGAUCACGAUGUUCUCGAGAAAUCCUCGCAGAGCAGCCUCACCUCCUCCUCGGUGGAGAGCAACAACAAUAUUAGCAGUAGUAACAACAACAAUACCAACCUUAGCAACAACAACCAUUCCAGCGAAUUGGGUUCAAUGUCAGAUUCAGGCAGUGAAUCGGGCUCACACAAAAGUAUUAGGGAAAAGCGACCCUCGGGUCCCUCGGAUGGCAAGCCAACGCGAGUACGGACCGUGCUCAAUGAGAAGCAGCUGCACACGCUCAGAACCUGUUACAACGCUAAUCCGCGACCUGAUGCGCUCAUGAAGGAGCAGCUGGUGGAAAUGACGGGUCUCUCGCCCCGCGUCAUCCGUGUUUGGUUCCAGAACAAGCGUUGCAAGGACAAGAAGAAGACCAUCCAAAUGAAGCUGCAGAUGCAACAGGAGAAGGAGGGUCGAAAGCUGGGCUAUGGCGCCAUGCAGGGCAUACCCAUGAUCGCCAGCUCACCGGUCAGACAUGACUCACCACUGAAUCUGCAGGGACUCGAUGUGCAGACAUAUCAACCGCCGUGGAAAGCCUUAAGCGACUUUGCCCUCCAUGCCGAUCUCGACAGCAAUGGGGCAAUCAAUACGCACACGCCCGCAUUUCAGCAGCUGGUCAAUCAGAUGCAUGGCUAUGACCUGAAUGGGAUGCCAGUACUACCGCCGCAUCCGCAUGGCCACCCAGCGCAAGGACCGCCCCAUCAGCAUCCGCCGCCCCCAGGUGGACCGCACAAUCACCAGAACCCGAAUCCCCAGCAGAAUCCCCAGCAGCAGCAGCAGGGACCCGGGGGCAGUAGCCUGGACUCCGGGAUAACGUCGCACCAUCAUCCGGACAGCACCGACUCCUACGUGACCUACCUGGAGAGCGAUGACAAAUCCAAACUGGCGCUGACCCCAUCGUCCUCAUCCUCGGCCUCGGCGGGCACUUCGAUCUCCUCGCCGCCAUCGGGUGGCGGAGCAGGGGGCGCAGGUGGCUUGGGUCUGGGCGUGGGCGUAGGUCUGGGCCUGGGGCUGGGUGUCGGUGUGGUGGCCGCCAAUCAGUCGGCCACCGAGCAGCUCAUGCAGAUGCUCCAGAAGGUCACCGGCUCCGCAUCCCCCGCCCCACAUGCUGUGCUCUAGGAAGGGGAUUCAAAUACUAGGGAUACAGUCGAACUUUGCUAACGAGAAUUAAGGAUUUCGAAAUUCAAGUAAAUUCAGGGCAAUUACAAAGAAACUUUUCUGAGAGCUUGUGGCAUUUUUUAAGAAUUUAUAAACAUU
Molecule: messenger RNA, 2202 nt
Organism: Drosophila serrata
Lineage: Eukaryota; Metazoa; Arthropoda; Insecta; Diptera; Drosophilidae
Gene: tup
Product: LIM1_Isl and LIM2_Isl domain-containing protein tup
Biological process (GO): axonogenesis; neuron fate specification; positive regulation of transcription by RNA polymerase II
Molecular function (GO): DNA binding; DNA-binding transcription factor activity, RNA polymerase II-specific
Source: RefSeq, a predicted model, not a curated record